AUGGCCGAAGUGCCGUCCCCGUCCCAGACUGCGGCGCUGCUCGACAUCCUGACCCAUUACGACACCUACGCCCAGAUACGAGAGUUCCGCAGACCCGGCAGCCUUGCCAGGUAUGGCCCUCCGUUCACAGCCCAGAAGGACACUCCAUCGAACUCGCCGGCUCUGCAGGCGCUUGUGUCACGGUACUUGUUGAACCUGCCCGGACUGAACAACCUCCCCGAGAAGUGGUGGACCGUGCAAUGCCACGAAAUCAUCGAGAACCUGGAGAAAGCGAACCUGAGCGAGAGCUACGACAAGGGCGUCAUUGGCAGCCGCAAGACGCUCGCGGCCGCCAUCUCUGCUCUGAUCGAGUAUCCCGUCCGAGGCACCUUUGCGGGCUUCCCACGGAUCAAGGACCGAGAUGAGAACUACGAUCUGACCAACGCCGAGGAUCUGCGCCGUGCCUUUCGUGACUUCCUCCACGAAUCUGUCUACGGAGAUAUCCUGGACCAGAUGGUCGAGAAGACGGCUACGACGGACAAUCUCGAGGACCAUCCGCAGUUGACCAAAGCUGUGCACGAGUUUGUGCUUGUCAACCUCGCCUCCUUGAUGCACUACACGCUCAUCUUGUCGCCCAAGGGACAGUAUCUGCUGAAGCUGGUGGACAAUGCCAACAAGCUCGUCCCUUACAUGGUUCUGCGGCAAACCCUCAAGAUCGGCAAUGUGGCCACCAUGAUCAACGCCAUGGUCAAAGUCGGGCUCGCCAAGAUGAGCGUUGCCAGUGUCACCAACUGGAUGGGAUUGACCAAGGAUCAGGACGAAGGGAGCAAUCUCAUGCAGACCAUCAUUUCCACCGUCCUCGGCUGGGACAUCAAAGACCUCGAGUUACGCGGCUCCAGACUCGAACGAGAACGUGCGCAGCUCGGCAAAGAACAACUCCUCGCCCUAAAAAAAUACACGACCAAGUCGCAAGACGAGCAAGAUCGAAUACGCAAAGAAAGCCAAACGCAGUCCAUCUCCAUCGUCACCGCCAUCUUAAAGGACGCCAAAUCCCCGUCGACCGAGCUGACCGACAUGCACCACAAGCAGGCACUCGAAUAUCUGUCCAUCCAGCUCUCGAUUCGCGACCGCAGACAACUCAUCCAGGUCCUCUGCAAAUCCACGCCCGAUCAUCUCACAAUGUCGGUCCGAGAAGUGGUCGACGCCUACGAGCCCGUCAUCCGAAGGAUGCACAAGGCCAUCGACCUGGCCUCGACGCUCUCGGACUUUGAAUACUUCCUCAAAGACCUGAUCAAGCUCGCCCGGAUCCGCACCGACCACAAGACGAACAAGGCCGUUGUCCCGACGGUUGGCGACUUUGUGCAACUCCUCCGCAAGCACCAGCGGUCAUGCCACGUCUUCAUGCACCAAUGUGCCAAGAACGACAAGGAGCUCACGGGAUGGUAUCUCGACUGGGCAAGGACCGCGGCGUCACAAUUCAAACAAGACCCAGACGACGACCACCCCGGGCCCGAGACGACAGCGAAGCACGGCAAAGGCGGCGCCGGCAAUCUCACGCCGGCGCUGCACAGCCUCUUCGCCUCGCUCGACGAGGCCACCCGAUCGCGCAUCCUCCCCAUCCUCGACUCGCACUCGGAAUUCCUAGAGGACAUGCACGCGCAGUCUCUCUCGCGGCUAGCGUUGGUCCUGAAAUCCCCGCCCUCGAAGAACCCGCACAUCGCCAAGAUCUUCUCGUCCGCGCCGACUCACUCCUCGUCGAGCAGCCGUCCAUCGUCGCGGCCACCGUCCCCAGCUCCACCUCCCGAGCGCAGCAACAAUGGCAACACCAGCGGCGGCACGGAAACGCCAACCCCCACGUCCAUUGUCUCGGAAUCGCAAAGCGACACGUCGCGCGAAAUCAAAGAACAGCCCACCCCAACGGAGGUGUCCUCGAGUCCUGGUCCCGGCGCGUUCUUGGCCCGCUGGCAGGCCUUACUUGACGCCACGCCCAUCACGCCGCUCACCCAGCACGGCAGUCUCAAGGCCGCGAGCAGUCCCGAGGUCGUGCAGUCUAGUGCCACGGACGUGGACGGAUCGCGCCUCGUCGACUUUGCUGCCAAGGAGGCGAAGGGGGAGAAGAUCAGGGUGGAGGAUCAGCGGCGGAAAGGAAGCGAGCAGAAGGCGGAGGAGAUUAAUCAGAGUCAGAAUCGAGACCACAAACCAGACGAAGUAGGCAUAGGAAUGGAUGCUCGAAAGAGGCAGCGCGAAUUGAGAGCCGUGAUCGACGCCCUGGGGAGGGAGUUUCGAGACUUACUCGCCAAGAGGGGGUGUUAUUGGUAG
Messenger RNA from Cladophialophora carrionii CBS 160.54, 2298 nucleotides. RefSeq lists its product as uncharacterized. Bases 1 to 2298 code for a protein of 765 amino acids. NCBI's taxonomy places the organism in Eukaryota, Fungi, Ascomycota, Eurotiomycetes, Chaetothyriales, Herpotrichiellaceae. The record is from RefSeq and is a predicted model, not a curated record. Gene Ontology annotation, molecular function: phosphatidylinositol binding. The transcript is spliced from 3 exons.